Messenger RNA from Lactuca sativa (garden lettuce), 1808 nucleotides. Lineage: Eukaryota; Viridiplantae; Streptophyta; Magnoliopsida; Asterales; Asteraceae. The record is from RefSeq and is a predicted model, not a curated record.
AUGUUGGGCGCUGGAUUGCAGCAUGGACGUAGUAGUGGUGGAGAGGAUAGGUUUUACAUGCCGGCGAAAGCGAGAAGGAUUCGUCAGCAUCAAGAGAACCUCCGUAGAGCUCAAAGUAACGUUAGUCCGACCCAAUCUACGACAUCUUCUGUCAGGGAGGAACCGGAGAAUCAACUCAUGCAACCAUCAAAUCCGGAGCCGUUGGAAUCCUCAGUGGUAGCGGUGCCGGCAACAUCAUCGUUGUGUAAUCUUGAACGGUUUUUGGAAACUGUUACGCCUUCUGUUCCUGUUCAACAUCUCUCCAAGAGAACUAUGAGAGGAUGGAGGACAAGUGAUGUGGAAUAUCAACCAUACUUUGUUCUUGGUGAUUUGUGGGAAUCUUUCAAGGAGUGGAGUACUUAUGGUGCUGGAGUUCCUUUAAUAUUGAAUGAAGCUAAUUGUGUGAUCCAAUAUUAUGUGCCUUAUUUAUCUGGAAUUCAAAUAUAUGUAGACCCUUUGAAGUCUUCAAUAAAUUCUAGGCAACUAACUGAGGAUAUUGAUGAUAACUCAUUUACGGAUUCAAGUAGUGAUGGGAGCAGUGAUUAUGAACAGGAAAAGGGUUCUUUACAUUAUCUAAGGGAGAAGAGUAAUAAUCAUCACCCAAAGAAUGACAUUCUUCACCUAAUGGAUCAUUUGUCAAUGAAUGAUGAGAACAAUGUAGUUCAAGAAGACUUUUCUAGUGAUGAUAGUGAUUCUGCCACCACUCAAAGUUGCUUGAUAUUUGAGUACAUGGAACAUAGUCAGCCUUUGGGCAGAGAACCUUUGUGUGAUAAGAUACUUGAUCUUGCACAACGUUUCCCUGAAUUGAAAAGUCUAAGAAGUUGUGACUUGCUGCCAUCUAGUUGGCUUUCUGUCGCUUGGUACCCAAUAUACAUAAUUCCCAUGGGGCCCACCUUGAAAGAUCUUGAUGCUUGUUUUCUAACUUUUCAUUCCCUUCACACUCCUACUACAGGCAAUGAAUGUGAGCAUCCACCUGUUGUAAGGCAUUUCAGUGGGACGGGUGUGGUCUCAUUACCAGCAUUUGGUCUUGCUUCAUACAAAUUCAAGGCACCACUGUGGGUCCCCAAUGAAUUGAAAAGACUAGAAUGCCCUGAUGGACUAUUCACUAUUCUAUAUGUGUUUGUUACUUACAUAGAAGUACUAGUGUUGAAAAGACUAGAAUGCCCUUAUCAUGUGAUGUGUCAAUAAACUGAUGGAUUACACAGAAGCAGGUCUCCUCCACGUAGGAGUAGGUCACCUUCUAGAAGCUGAUUCCAGAAGCCCUUUGCAGCGUUCUGAUUCCAAUGUAAGUUUUUUUUACCUGUGGAAUCAUUGAUUCCGAGUGUUGAUAUUUUUUUAUUGAUUACUUUUUAUCUUAUCUUUUAUAUAUUAUUAAUUAUUAUUAACCCUUGGUUGUGGUAUAAUAUGUAAGGUUUGCCUGGACCAAUGGGGUUGAUGAGUACUAGUCAUUUGGAACAAGAAGCUGCAGUACUUGCUUUGUCAACUUUGAUGACCAUAGCUCCUGCACAAGUUUAUGCAGAAUUUGAAAAGGUAAUUUUUUUUAUUUAUGAACUUUCAAAGCAACUUUUAUUGUUUUACAUCACUUGAAUUUUAGUGCAUUAGGUGGUAUAAUAUGUUGAAAUGUUGAACGUUUUAUGAUGAGAUUGUUUAAUUCAAAUAAGGGAAGUAGAAUAAAGGAUAAAUUAAUUCAUAAUGUCUAUGAAACCCCUUAUACCCUUCUCUUGAACGGUGAAAUAAAUUAUAGAGGCGAGAUAGAACAAAGGAGUAUG